GACCCAAAUUUAUUAAGGGUAAAUUAGAAAAAACAUUAAAUAAUAGACCAUAACUAAUACACCUUGACCUUGUCUCUCCCAAUUCUCUUCAUUGUGCAGCGAACGAAGUAAAAGGCACUGCGAAUGUUAUUAUUAUUAUUAUCGCGGGAGAAGAAAAAGAAAACAAUGCAAUCUUUCUUUUUCUCUGGACCGGACGGUUUGCCCAAUCCACCAUCGGUUCUCUGUUCAUCCGUUUUUUCUCGGUUCGAAGCACUUUCUCCGGUUUAGAAUCCUGAGCUGUUACUGAAGGCAGUUUAGAAUCCGUAACUGAACUAAACGAGAAGGAGAUGCUACCUGUUCACAGUUUUGUGGUGUUGAAACGCAUUUCAACAAUUCCAUGAAGCAUAUCCUUGAUACAAAUCUUUAUAUUGGAGGAGGCGUUGAUUUUGUUGUUGUUCCUCUGAUAUCGCCUACAUAUCGCCCAAGCGUCGUGCCACAAUUUGGAUCAUUUUCUUUAGAGGCGUCGCUGCCGUUUGCUAAGUCAGACUUGGACCCUUUGCCUUCUCUAUGGAAUACUCAUGUAGUAGGGCAAAUUAGCGAGUGGAUAGACUUGGAUUCCCCAGAUGAAAAGCUAAGGAAGAACUCUGAAACUGCUUUCAAACAAGAACUAGCUUGGGCCUCUUAUCUCUCUUUAAGGGCUUGCAUUCUUCCGACUCCAAAAGGAGAUACCUGGACAAAUUAUGCUAGAUGCGCCAACCAGUUUCUACAGGAACACCUAAAGGAGAUGCAGCUGUGGCUUAGGAUUCCAUUGGGAAAGCCAGAUGAUGACUCUAAAACCCUUCAAACUCAGGAUGAUUAUUGGAAAAUAUGGAAUUCGUUUCGACUGCUAUCUGAUCACAAUAGUAAAUUGUUGGUUACACUUGAUAAUUUGAAUACCAUGCCUUCAGACAACUCACUAAAUCAUUGGUAUGGGGAGCCUGUUGCUGCCUUUAUAAUACACACAGAUUCAUUUCUUACUAGAGAUGGGGAUAAUCCGAAGCAUCUCUCAGAGGGUAUACAAAAGUUAAUUACUUACUUCUUGAAUCAUUAUACCCAGAUCAUUAUAUCCGAAAAUCAACUUAAUUGCAGCAAAGAUGAAGAAUCUCAUUUAGAAACUAAUUCUGCUGAAGAUUCACGGAUACAUCGUCUACUACCUUAUAUUGAUCAUGUUAGAUCUAUAUACCAACAAAUGGACCCUCUCUCUGAGCAAGAACGUUCACAGGUUGCUUUCAGGGAUGUUUUACAUCCAAUCUUACAGCCUUUUAAGGAAAUUUCGCAGUCUAUGGUCUAUAGCGAGCAAGAGAAAGAUGAGAAGAAAUACAUGGAGUACAAAAGAGCAAUUUGUCAAGCUUUGUUGGAUAGGGUUCCCGAUGAAGAGGCAUCUGUGAUUACCACAGUAUUGGUUGUUGUUGGUGCAGGUCGUGGGGCUCUUGUGCGGACAUCACUACAGGCUGCUAAUGAAACUGGGAGGAAGCUGAAAGUUUACGCUGUGGACAGGAAUCUAAAUGCACUCGCUUCCCUUUAUAAACAGCGUGAAUCAAUGGGUUGGAAUGAUAUUGUUACCGUAAUCCAAACUGAUGCGCGACACUGGAAUGCCCCGGAGAAAGCUGACAUAUUGGUUGGUGAAUUACUAGGUUGUUUUGGUGACAACGAGCUGGCCCCUGAAAUCCUUGACGGAACCCAGAGGAUUCUAAAAAAAGAUGGAAUUUCAAUACCAUCUUCGUAUACAAGUUUCCUCCAGCCAGUGAAAUCUUCGAAGUUAUAUAGUGCAGUUAAGGCAAAAGAACAGAUUUUAACCUUCGAAACUGCUUUUGUAACAAAGAUGCACAAUGUUGCUCGCCUUGCACCAUGUCAACCUCUGUUUACCUUUACUCAUCCAAAACGCUCUAUCAAAGAAAGCAACCGGCGGUAUAGGAAAUUGCAAUUUGUGAUGCCUGAUGUCCCUGAGUCAACAAUGGUACAUGGAUUUGCUGGAUACUUUGAUGCAACUCUUUACAAGGAUGUGCAUCUUGGAACUGAACCCUCUAAAGCUACGCCAGACGUGUUCUCUUGGGAUGAAAUGUAUUUUCCAUUAAGGGAACCUAUUUGUGUGCAUCGUGGCUCUACCCUAGAAGUACAUUUCUGGCGCUGUUGUGAUUCUACAAAGGUUUGGUAUGAGUGGGGUGUUACAUCUCCUUCUACAUCUCUAGUUCACAACUGUAAUGCACGUGCAGACUGUGUAUGGCUUAAUUGAAUUUACCUCAAUAAUUUGCAGUCUGCAAACAAGUAGUCAUAGCAUCCUCAGUCCUCACAGCUGACAAUAAAUUGAUUUUUGGAACUAGUAUCGGUAUCAAUUCAAUUUGGGAAAUCAUGUAUCUGCUUUUCAGAACUAGCAUAGCAUCUGAGUUAGUUCUCUUAUUGUCAGUACAUUUUAUAAAAUCAUGCCGCAUUAUAAGAUUGUCGAGAUGAUCAUUCUAUGUACGCUGUGUAAAGUUGUAAAUAAAUAUGGAUUUUUCUAGGAAAGUUUGGUGAGUUUUCUUUUA
Molecule: messenger RNA, 2540 nt
Organism: Trifolium pratense (red clover)
Lineage: Eukaryota; Viridiplantae; Streptophyta; Magnoliopsida; Fabales; Fabaceae
Product: protein arginine N-methyltransferase 1.5-like
Exons: 24
Coding region: 377-2251 (624 amino acids)
Biological process (GO): regulation of DNA-templated transcription; peptidyl-arginine N-methylation
Cellular component (GO): cytosol; nucleus
Source: RefSeq, a predicted model, not a curated record